CGUCACCAUGGCAAGUGUUCGUACGGUGGUCUCUCGCCGUUACCUCCGAUGUGUUACUUUUAUAGUAAUUGGGGCCAUCGCUUGGGUCGGUUUGACAUUUCUCUUUACAUCUGCGCCAACUAACGACGUUUUGGGUAGAAGCGAUUACCCCGGCAUUCCAGACAGGAACUUUAUGCCGAUUAACGACAAUGCCAAAGUAGAACUGGAGGACUAUCUCAAGGCGAAAUUUGGGAAUUCGUGUUACCAGGCGAAAUCGAGGGACGAUCUGACACAGCGAACUCUUCGCAAUCCCAAAGAGCUGGGUCGAAGAGGGUGUAAACAAGAACUACCACAGGCGCUCAUCAUCGGCAUGCGUCAGUGCGGUAGCGAUCGUAUUCAACGUUACCUUCGCUUUCAUCCAGCUGUUGAAGUGAGAACCGACAUUCCUAUCGACUAUUCUGAUAUCUACGAAAAGGGCUUCGAUUGGUACAAAGAACAGAUGCCGUACACGACGGAGGCUCAAGUGACGCUGGACAAACUACCCAACUACUUUAUUUUUCCCGAAGACGCUCCAAAAAGGGUGAAAUAUGGCAUCUCUCCGGCGACAAAACUCAUUGCAGUUGUAUGCGACCCCGUCAGGCGCGCAGUUGCCGAGUACGCUCGCUUGAGCGCUAAGCGGGAGGAGCGCCUUGAAGAUGUCCAGUCGCAUAUCAAAAAAACAUUCGAGAAAUCAGUUUUCGACUCUAAACAUCAAGACAACGUGGCGCACUUGAAUCUUCUUAUUGACAACAGCAUUUACUUCAAGCACCUGCUUAGUUGGAUGCGUUAUUUCCCUCCAGCUCAGAUCUACGUUGUCGACGGUAAGCACUUAAAGUUCAACACGUUCACUGAAUUCCGCAGACUCGAAGAGUUCCUGGGCCUACCGAACUUCUACCAAGAAUCGCAUUUCUCGUUCGAUGACAAUAUACAAGCGUACUGUCUAUCGUUCCCUCAGAAUGUAUGUCCGCGAGUUGCAGCUGAUUUUAUCCCUCGCCCGCGCGUUGAUGACGAUAUUAAGCAGCGUUUGUACGAGUUCUUCGAGCCUUACGACCGCACUUUAGGGGAGUACUUCAAGCAGAAUUUUACAUGGAGAGAAAAGCUGCAAAAUAUGGCUAAUGAACAGGGACAGGGCGAAGAGGUUCAGGACACUCUUAACCAGUUAGUUGACGACGAGGAAACUGUCGCCGGUACGGAUGAUGAUGGUGGACGCGAAGUCAUCAUCAACCAGUUGUUAGCACAGAACAUGCAGAACGAAAAUGGGGACAUCAUUGAACUUCAAGAGCUAGAAGAUUUUGAACUGGCCGAAACGGGGAGUGAAAGUAGCCAAAGUGAUAUUGAGAGCAGUUUUGAAGAACCAAGUGAAAGCGACGACUUACAAAAAAAUUUAAAUCUUCUGGAAGAUAAAUACCCUGGCGGUAUCUUGCCGGAAACAGACAAUCUCAAAAAUCUUCCAAACGCUAAUGGCAAUACAGAUGCCAAGAUGUUGGCGGUGUAGCGCUGCAGUGAUUGAUAUUUUCAUUUGGUCUUUAAAAAGCUGCCGUCUUAGCGUUAUUAUGUUUAGUAAUUGCUCACAGAGGCGACCUGUGUCGUACAUUUCACAGUCACCGUUAUCAAACAAGAGAAACUACUGUAACAGCUUCUAGAAUCGAAUUGCCAAAACUAUACAGAUUUGUCAUCCUCAAAUAUUCCCCGAUAACAACCAUUUUCUGUAUUUGUAAGACCGUUUCACUUUGUUCGCUCAUAGCGACGGUCUAAACUACACUCCGUCCUAUCCUCGGGGGCGGAGCUACGUCACAAGACGUUCCACGUUGCUAAGACGCGCACCACUGUACAUGCAUUUCUAUGGGCUCUGUGCGCGCUGCUGUGGAACGCCCGUCGAGCUGGUGAAAAUUCGAGAAAACAACACAAACUCAACUUUGAAGUAAUCCCGAACAACCAAAUUUAUAUAUCAUACACAAGUAGGGCUAAUCUUUGUUACACCUGUUCAGAGGAGUCUUCAACAAUCAUCCCAAAGUACUGUUUUCUUGCGAGUUUUGGGCCUUUGUUUUCACCGCCGCGGGUUGCCAGGCGGUGAAAAUGCCCGGAUGUCCGCCCCCCCCCCCCCCCGAGGAUAGUGAUUAAGUUGAACACAGCCUGCCGACUCUGAGGGCGCCAUGUUUUGAUAAUGUUAAUUCUAUUCUAUUUUGUUUUUCGCAUUCCACGAACAUUUUCACAGCCAGCAUACCGAUGAACACAUUGGGACAUUUGUCAAACACAUUUUAGUUUUAAUGUAUUGCCAGAACCUAGGACUUAUUUUAAAAAAUGAAAUGUGAAAGGCUGGAGGAAAAAAGACACUCCAUUUCGUACAAUGCACGUAGCGGUGUUUUGGUGCAGAGAGAAUAUUGUCUUCCAUAGUCCCCCAGACAUUGGGGGACUUUUUAUUGCUUAUAUGUUGUCGAAAAGGUUCCUUGUCAGCAUGGGUUAUCUUCACAAUUCCUGUGUUUUUAAUGUAAAUAAAAUUGCCUCAAACACCUUCACCGUGUAACUUGCCUGUUGGCAACCACUACUUACGCAGUGUACACUCUUCUGAGAACACAUCCUUCUUUAUAAUAUUAAUACCUGGAACGAGCAAUGUCUCGAAAUUAUAAUAAAUUAGGAAGCUGCGCAUGCGUGAUCAACUGUUUGUUUUUUUUCAAGUCAUUGUUCGCACUAGAGAUAUUAGGGUUAUACAGUAUUUUUUGUUACAUAUUGUUAACGAAAUUGUUAUCACUUCCCACGAAAAUAAAACAUUCAAGAAACAA
This is a messenger RNA of Saccoglossus kowalevskii, 2798 nucleotides long. Its product is annotated as heparan sulfate glucosamine 3-O-sulfotransferase 2-like. NCBI's taxonomy places the organism in Eukaryota, Metazoa, Hemichordata, Enteropneusta, Harrimaniidae. The record is from RefSeq and is a predicted model, not a curated record.